GUCCUUAGCUUGUUUUUCUCUUCAGCUCAUGGUGGUCUCACGUGGAGAUGGGUCCCCCCGACCCUAUCCUGGGGGUGACGGAAGCUUUCAAGCGCGACACCAACUCCAAGAAGAUGAAUCUGGGCGUGGGGGCGUACCGGGAUGACAAUGGGAAGCCGUAUGUCCUGAACUGCGUUCGCAAGGCAGAGGCCCAGAUAGCAUCUAAGAAGAUGGACAAGGAGUACUUGCCCAUUGCAGGGCUGGCAGAUUUCACCAGGGCAUCAGCAGAACUGGCUUUGGGUGAAAACAGUGAGGCUUUCAAGAGUGGCCGGUACGUCACUGUGCAGGGUAUUUCUGGGACUGGAUCUCUGCGAGUUGGAGCCAAUUUUUUGCAACGGUUCUUCAAGUCUAGUCGUGAUGUGUAUCUGCCCAAACCAUCCUGGGGCAAUCACACGCCCAUUUUUCGUGAUGCUGGCCUGCAGCUUCAGGCUUACCGCUACUAUGACCCCAAGACAUGCAGCCUUGACUUCUCUGGAGCCAUGGAUGACAUUUCUAAAAUUCCAGAGAAGAGCAUCAUCCUCUUGCAUGCCUGUGCUCACAACCCCACCGGGGUGGAUCCUCGGCAGGAGCAAUGGAAGGAGUUGGCUGCUGUGGUGAAGAAACGGAGCCUCCUUGUGUUCUUUGACAUGGCGUACCAGGGCUUUGCCAGUGGGGACAUCAACCGGGAUGCCUGGGCUGUGCGGCACUUCAUCGAGCAGGGCAUCAACAUCGUUUUGGCGCAGUCCUAUGCCAAGAACAUGGGGCUAUACGGGGAGCGUGUGGGUGCCUUCACGGUGAUCUGCAGUGAUGCAGAAGAAGCCAAGAGGGUUGAGUCGCAGUUGAAGAUCCUUAUCCGCCCCAUGUACUCCAACCCUCCCAUCAAUGGAGCCCGCAUCGCCUCUCUCAUCCUGAACAGCCCUGACCUGCGGAAGGAGUGGCUGGUGGAGGUGAAGAGCAUGGCCGACCGGAUCAUCAGCAUGCGAACUCAGCUCGUGUCCAACCUCAAGAAAGAGGGAUCUUCCCACAACUGGCAGCACAUCACUGACCAAAUUGGCAUGUUCUGCUUCACAGGGCUGAAGCCUGAGCAGGUGGAGCGGCUGACCAAGGAGUUCUCCAUCUAUAUGACGAAGGACGGCCGAAUCUCUGUGGCGGGAGUUACAUCGGGCAAUGUGGGCUACCUGGCUCACGCCAUCCAUCAAGUCACCAAGUAAAGGUGUGCCCUGGAGCUGUUGGCCUUCCCUUCCCCUGUCUCUUGUUGCUGAUGGGAGAACGGGAGAGGAAGGAAGCAAGCAGAAUACUUCCAACCACAGCACUUAACGCCGCUGCUGAAUGUAUCUUGUAGAUGAAUUGUUGUAGAGGCCUAGUCAAAAUCACCCUACAUUGCUGAGUGGGGGCACCAUUGCUGGCUUCUACUCCCAUCAGAACCAUUCUCCCCUGCUGUUCAUCCUUUCUCCAUCUGCCCCAGCACCCCUCUGCAGUGGAGGAAGCAAAUGGUUAGCACCCUGCUAUCCUACCAGUGUAGGCACAAGUGCAUCCUCACACUCAUUUCUCCAUGAGAAGGCUUUGUAAGGCUGUUUGCCACUUGCCAGCAGUGGAGGGGCAGCGGGGUGGGCUGAGUGGGAGAGCUGCUGAGGUGCACUCCUGUGACUUCCCCAGCCUGUCCCCGCUGUCUGCAAGUUCUGUCCUCCUUCCCCCUUCUGCUGCUAGGCUUUGGUCUAGCCAAGGGCCAGGCAGCACUGAAGGCUGCCCUCUGACAGCCAGCACAAAGGCUUUGAGGACUUUUCACUACUAAAAUCUGCUGCAUUCUUGGCUUAGCUCUUUCCAGCUGGGAACCUCCUCUCAGGUGUCAUUCACAGUGGUGUUGGUGCGUGAGGCAGGCCAAUGUCAUUUCUCUAAACCUGCCUGGUUCUCCUGGCUUCGCUCCCAUACUCCAAGGUGAAACAAUUACUUGCCCCUCAAUAAGAACAUACUCUGAAAACUACUCUUUGUUGGUUUUUGCCUCUCCGAGUUUCUGUAUCAACCCCAUCAGUCCUCCCUGCAAAGAAGAGUCUGUGUAUGUGUGUGUGUCCCCCAAAGCCAUGAGCCAAGAUGUGGGGCCAGCCAUGUGCACCCUCACAUGGGGGUGUGUACCAUGGUGUCCCCCUCUUGUCUGCUGUGUUCAGCCAGACUUCGGGUGCUGUUAGAAAGCAGGGAGGAAAGAUCCUGAGGGAAGUCUGAGAGCUGGUGACUCAAGAAAACGUUCUCUCUUUUUAAACUGAGACUUGAGAGGGCAAGGGCAGACCCUGCCUAUAGGGCAGACCUGGACUCCAAUCUUUCAUCUAAAGUAAGCUGACACAUGGCUGUGUUGAGUUCCUGCUAUAAUAGUACCGCUGGAUCCCGCCCCUUCCACGUACCAAACAUUCCCUCUCAGGGAUGUGGCAGCACAGGGGAUCUCAUAUGGCCAGUGAAACCCUGUCUUUGAAGGGUCCCCCACAAACAGUGCAGUUCCCACCCAACCUUGUGUCCUGAACGCGCCAGGGCACGUGGACUGAGACUGCUCCAGGUGGCAGUUAGGGUCGUGCAGCUAAAAUUGCAGCCUACUCAGCUGAACGUAGCUGUUGUGUUUCUUUUUUGUUUGUUUGUUUGUUUGUUCUCUCUGGGGAGAGUGUGAGUGCGCAAAGGCAGUCUGCCCUGUGCCCAGCCACUGAAGCAAGGUGGAGUUUUUGCUUGCAGCAAGCACAGGUUGGUCCCUAGGCAGACACCAAGGGGAUAUUUUUGUACCGAAAUGAGCUUUCUCCACCCUGUGGCUCUGAUCUCCCAACUGACAUCUUUCUCCUUUGUGGUUGCACUAGGAUGUUUAGCAGAGCAGUCCUUGUUUUUCCUUCCUUACCAGUGCAAAUUUGUUCCCCUCAGAGCUGGGAUGGGUCUGUCUAGCACAUGCUGUCACUGCACUUUCUGGCAGAGGAGGAGCUGCUUACACAAGCCACGCAGGGCUGGAGCCUCCCGUUGCCCCAGAGCAGACAGUUUGCACUUUAACUGCAAUGAUUGUUUACAUGGCCCGAUGCCUACAGCCUCUGCCUCUCUCCAAUUUGUGCAAUAACCGCUUUCUGUGCUGCUGCUCUGGGUGCUGGCCCAUCGUGCUGUAGGAUGGUGGGUUCUUGUGCUGUGCUCCUGCGUUCUGCCCUGCUCUGGAGCCUGUCUUACCUGGUUUCGGAGAGCCUUUUUACCCUGUAUAAUCAUUAGGCCUUUCUGCAGCCUGUUCUCUGUUACAAUAAAAAUAGAGCUGGAGCACG
Molecule: messenger RNA, 3290 nt
Organism: Struthio camelus australis
Lineage: Eukaryota; Metazoa; Chordata; Aves; Struthioniformes; Struthionidae
Source: RefSeq, a predicted model, not a curated record